CGAUUCGAGUUUACUAGAAACUGGGUUGUAUCAGAAAUCAGAGAGAUAGAGAGAGAGAGAAUGAGCUUAAGUACGGCGUCGUAUGUGGCUCGGCGAGCAGCGCAGAAGGAGAGGGUUCGCAUCCUCUACCGGAAAGCUCUCAAGGAAACUCUCAAUUGGGCGGUUCACCGCCAUAUCUUUUAUUCCGAUGCUGAUGCUCUAAGAGAGAAAUUCGAGGCGAAUAAACACGUGGAGGAUAUUGAACUGAUUGAUAGAAUGAUAGCAGCUGGUGAGGCGGAGCACAACAAAUGGAGGCAUCCCGAUCCUUACAUUGGUAUGUUGAUCUAAAUGUUGAAUUAUUUUUUAUCUAGGCAUAGCGUGGAAAGUACAUUGAUGAGC
Messenger RNA from Salvia hispanica, 378 nucleotides. The record is from RefSeq and is a predicted model, not a curated record. Lineage: Eukaryota; Viridiplantae; Streptophyta; Magnoliopsida; Lamiales; Lamiaceae.